This is a messenger RNA of Schistosoma haematobium, 13856 nucleotides long. RefSeq lists its product as uncharacterized. Gene Ontology annotation, molecular function: protein kinase activity; ATP binding. The record is from RefSeq and is a predicted model, not a curated record. Lineage: Eukaryota; Metazoa; Platyhelminthes; Trematoda; Strigeidida; Schistosomatidae. Gene Ontology annotation, biological process: protein phosphorylation. The transcript has 7 exons. The coding region runs from base 1903 to 3117 and encodes 404 amino acids.
CAUAUCAAGGAUAAAUUAAUGGUCUUUUCAGUGAAAACAUUUCCAAACAUUGAAAUUAUCAGGUUUAAGAGUUUUAGUUUAUUAUGAUUACAUUAAAUAGGUGAAGGACAAUCGAAAUAAAAUAACUUAUGGUCGGUCAUAUCGUACAUUAAAGUCUAUAUAUUGUACUUUAUUUUUAAACGAAGUAACGCUAUUAUUCCUUUAUUAUACGGUCACAAACGAAUGAAUUACUUUUUGUUCUGAUGAACAAAGCAUCUCGAAAUUUCUCUGUAGGUAGGUGAUAUUAAACUUCAUUUCGAUAAUUCUUGAUCAUUUAGAUUGAUACUGAUUGCCGAGUGAUUAUUCGACUGAAGUAGUUAGAACAUGGGUUGCGUUUACCCGAACACUUACCUACCUCGACGGGCGAUAUUUGUUAGUGUGUAAGUAGGUUAAAAUAAGCUAGGAUCAGCCACAAUAAGACAUGGCAUCGAUCCUUGGAGUCAUUGACAGCUAGUCUAUGUCAUGUUAGUUGACGCUGACUAGUACUAUUUUGUGUGACGAUCCACAAUGGCGUUUGUGUAUAUUUUAACUCGUGUGGUUCAACGCUACAGUUAUAGACUUUACUAAUCGACUGUUCGGAAUACAUCUGACUCCUGCAUGACUGAAUUUUUUAAACUAAAUAGUUAUGAAAUAAUGAUCAUUUUUGUAAUAUCUAUUCGUUAGUACUGACUAAAUUUUAUGUAUUAAAUUUGUUUUACGAGUAUUUAUCUAAGUAGCAUAAAUGAGAAUAGUGAAAUAUUUACUUGAAUAGUGAAUAAAUACCACAGUUUUCUGUCAGUUUUGCUUCGUAUUUACGAAGUUUCCUUAUCUAUAAAGGUUAUUCUUAGGUGAAUUACAGUUAAGUAUUUUGUCUGAUUUUUAUUUUCUUCAACUGAUCAGUCCUAUAUGGUGAUACAGCAAAUUAAGUAAUAUUUGAAGCAAGUGAGAACGUAUAGGCAGUAUUUUUAAGGUGCAAGCUUCUUGAUACAGUGGUAUUUCAAAGUUUGGAAAAUUACUGUCCGUUAAGUAAUGAGGAAAUCUACGGCGAGACUAUAGCAUAGGGAUGAGUUUAAAAUGACCUCAACAAAUUUUCAUCAAAUUUCUAGUCAGUCAGAAAGUAGCUUUUGUAAACAGAUAGUUCGUAUAAGGAAAAACAUCUAUUAAAGUCUCCUAAAGGUUACUCUAGCUGUAAAUUGAAAAAAAUUACUUAUAAAUUUUUCCUUAUGGAUGUAAAAUACUAAUCUCGAAUUUUUAUGAGGACUUGAGUGGAUAGGGUUAGGUAUGUAUAGCAAGAAUCAGGGGUUUAAGAACAGGAUCUUCAUCUCCAUCUGAUGUCAGAUAUAAUUCAAAAAGGCAGACGAGCGAUUUUCGUGCAAAAAUACAGUAGGCACUAUAAAUCUAAAAUAUAAUGUCAGUAGGUUAAGGUAUUUGAGGAUAGUACCAGUCCUCUGUUUUAUACAAUCUACAGAGAAAGGGUUGUUCAUUUUAUGCGUUCAACGCUAUCAUCUUCACUCUAUGAUUUUUCGCUAUGAUUUUAAAUGUUUUGAGUAGUGUACGAAGAUACUUUGCCUUCUCUUAAUAGUUUAUAUUCUAAUUUCUCACAAAAUCCUAAAAAUCGCGUUUUUUAUUCUGAUUUGCUUCUUCUUAUACUAUAAUUUUACCAAAUCUACUUAUCCUAUUAUAGUAACUCACCAGCAAACAGUUGUACACUUGUGUAAGUGUGAAGUAAAUUUUUUGGCACUAUCAAUAUAAUCAUGUUCUACUUUUUUAUUUAUCUCAUCAGCUGAAGAACAUGAAAAAAUUUAUGAAUAUGAAGGAAGUGAUGAAGAGGAGGAGGAGGAAACUAGUGCAGCUGUUAAAGGAGCUGCUGCCGCUGCUCUAGCUAUGUCAGCUGCUGUUAGUGGCAAUGGUCAAGCACAUCGUUUACCUAGUCAAAUUAGCCAUCAUCCACCUCAAUUUCGUCAACCAACGGAUAAACCUCCCCAUAAUCAAGUGCUUCGAACUAGUGGAGUUCCUGAUCAAAACGAAGUAGCAUCGUUUGUUUCACAACCAUCUGUAUCUGGAUUAAACUAUAGACAACAUGGACAUAUGAUACAAAGUGGGAAUAUUGUAAAUGAUAAUGUACCAGUGAAUCCUCGAUUUAUCUCACGAAAUCCUAUGUCAGUAGUUAAUAGGUUACCUGCUGUUACGCCACAAUCAAUGAUGCCGCAUAAUAGUCGGUUGCCAAGGUUAGAUGAAGGUGAGUCAGCAACUGUCAAUGCUAAGGAACCAGGUGAAAAUACACUUCGUCAAAAUUUCGCUCGUUUACAGCAGGUUCGUAUUAAUAAUUGUGGAUUGAACGGGGGAUUACAUAAUGCUUCAGGAGUGCAACAUCAAACUGAUGAAGUGAAUGGUUCAUCUAGUAUAGUUGGCAUGGGUAACCCUGCUAGUUCUCGUCUUCAGCACAUUGUCGCACCGAAGUUUCCAUCAACCCGUCCAACAAGCCAGGCUGUACCACAUUUAGAUCUUCGUAAACCACCAUUAGAAUCAGCUUUACCCCAAUCAAUCAUCACAUCAACUAGUCCAGUUGCUAACCAACCCAAGUCAUCGGUAAACGCAAGUAUAUCGAGCCCUGUUAAUCGGUCUAGUGGAGCUGCAAUGGCUUUUGCUGUUACAACUAGUACUACCACCACCACGACUACGACAACAUCAGUGCCAACUAGUACAACAACAAUGACGACGGUGACGACAACAACAAGUGACGUUUUUAAUUCUAACUUUGCUCGUCAAUCAGCAACAUCAAAUUUACUAUCUGGAUUCAGCAAUCGAUCUUCAGCACACCAAAUAUCCUUACUUGGUGAAAAUGUUUCAACUAAGAACAUCACUACAACUGUCACAAAUAACAGUACAUGUAUAAGUAAUAAUCAUAAAAUGCAUUCAAAUCAACCUGGACUUCGUUCACGUGCAAGUAAACAAUUGUCUAAUCGUCAAAAUUCAGGUGUUAUCCCCCAAAAAUUACAUCAUGCUCAUCAUUUACAUCAGCAAAACAAUCCAAAUCACAUAAGUAAAAAAUCUGAGGUAAGAUUUCACAUUGUUCUUGUUCAUUUAAACUUGAUUUGAGUAACUUAAUUUGUACAAUCAGUCAUUGUCUAGCUCAAUAGCGUGAUAUAUAAUUAAACUUUUUUCAGGGGAAAACAGUUAACAGUAACAUACAGUCAUGUUUUACAUACUGUAUUGUAAUAGUAUAAUAUCCAGGUUGUAAUUUAUACUUGUAUGUUUGUAGUUAGAAAUAUUUAUCUGUGGGAUCAGAACUAGGUUACUGAUUAUAGCAAAGUAUUCGCCAGAAGUUAUUGUUUUGUAUUUGAUCAAGCGAGAUGUGAUAUUUCAAUAAUUAUAAUGUUUAUUUUAUAAUUUCCUCCGAUUUUUCAGUCGAUAUGAGCUUGGGUUAAUAACCAUGUUUAAUAUUGCUAAAUCACCUGCAAUCCGUUAAUCUGAAAUUAUAAUUUAUCUUUUCAUUUAAUUAGUCUUAAUUUUUAACUAUUUAAAAGAUUCUAAGUCGAUGACUAUAUCAUGCUUCUUCAUAAGCCGUACCAAUACAUAAGAAUUCUGCAAGUUGAAAGUAAUCGGUUACCUCUAUAAUUCACUUUUUGUUUAUACUUUACACUUUGUACGAAAAAGAAAGUGGCAUAAAUUAGUUUAUAUAUUCGUGAUGUACGAAGUACAAAACCCAGUGUCUGUAUAAAUUUGCCUAGACAGUAAUAAUAAUAAUAAUAAUAAUAAUAAUAAUAGCAGCUUUAUCAUUUUAAUAUAUGCUAACUUAUGGUAAAUGAAUAGAUUAUAUCGAUUCAAUUAUAUAUGUUUAGUAAUGACUUCAAUAUAUUGUUUUCAAAUAUCAUUCACUUUGUAUUAACUUAAUAUGAUGAUACAUGACAACCGGGUUAGAAAUCAGUUCAUUCAUCAGUCCACGGGAUAUGGGGUUCGUUUUUAUUCAUCGGUUUAUUUUAAGACCUUAUUUAGAUUUAAGAUUGUUAUUUUUAAAUGCAGAUUCCUUAAAAGUUUUUGUUUUAAAAAAUAUCUAAAUCUAAAUACCAUACUUAUUAUAAUCAUAUACUUAACAUUCCUCAAUUUUCCAUAUUUCCUUCGAAAUAUAUUUUUUAUGCGUUAUAUCCCGAUUACUACUACUACUACUUAUAUUAUAAUUGUUUUGGGCUUUGUGUUCUUCAUUUUGUUCUAAUUUCUAUCCUCAGUAUGUUUAUGUGAAGUGUGACAGCUUGAACAACUACAUUGUUUAUGCUUAAUAAAUGAAUGUAUUUUAAAAAAAUAAUUAUGAUUCUCUUGAAAAUUCCUCUUGAUCUUAAAAAAAAUGUUCUGGUGGAUAUUUGUUUGUUGCUACAGCUGAUGUAAAAUAGUGUCCCUUAAACUUGAUUUUCAAGUCUUUUUAAAGUAUUAUAUCUUGUAUAUGCUUUCUUUUGUUUUAUAUAAAGUGCUUGCAUCAGUUUCUUAUUUGUGGUUUUUAGUUUACUAAUUUCAAUACUAGUGGACGAUCGUCAUAUUUUUAUUUCACAUUGGGAUUAGGGAAAUAGUUUUUUUUAACCUUUAUUCCAUUGAACAUUCUUCAAAAGCAUUUCUAAUGGAUUUAAUGUAAAAGCAGUGAUUUCGUCUACUGAUAAAGAGUUGGAAAAUUGUAUGGAGAAUUUGUAGUUUGUAUUUCUUUAGAUAGAAUAACCGAUUCAAAAAUACUGAGGAAUAAUAUACUUUAGAUUUCAACAUUGUUACUACACAUAACAGUUCUAAAUUUCUAUAUAUUGUAGGACAGAUGUUGUACACCAUUGCAAAGUAGUGCCAUGUUAAUAGUGUUGUAUUCUAAGUACUAAAGGGUUAUAUAAGGGAUUAGUUGAUACAUUACAUUGAUCAGAACUUGUCUUUUUUAUAGGCAUAAAAAGUCAUUCAUCACAUGUUACCGAUGCAUUUGAUUACCUGGUUUUCCCAAUAAUCACGUCUUACGUAUGAAUUCACUUGUCUAUGUAUUAAGUAGUAAUGUUUCUCACUACAGGUUAUCCAUAAAACUUGUAGAUUUAGUGGGUAAUCAUGGUUCUCAUUUGACUGUUUCAAUGAAUAUAAUUCUUUUUUCGUUUCAUAUAAUAUAAAGAUAUCGCGUCUUGAGGUAAGUGAACUUUGUGGUUUAUGUAUUGGCGUAUAUUUGCGAACAUGUCUUUUUUAAUCAAUUGUGUGUGUAAAUGUAUACGCGUAUGUGUGUGUUUGUUUCAUUAAAUGAUUGAUAAGGUAAGAUUAGCUUUUUUCAUCGAUUCAAUCCGAUUCGCUAAAGCCAGUCACACCCCUCCUCUUGCUGGACCCCAUAGCCCACAUUCCAAUUUUCUUGUAUGCUCUAUAAUAUGGUAUGCUGUACAUAUGUACCCUUUUUCCUCCCUUCCUUUUACUCUAAUUGCUUGACUUAUCUAAUUAGUUUUGACUAGAAUGAUUUUCCAUAGAUAUUUGAUCAGAUUGCUUCAUGAGUUAGAUCUGUAAACUUUCCAUUUUCUUAUUUGCAUUAUCUUAUUACAGUUUUACAUUUAUGUAUGUUUUUUUAGAAUAUAAUGUGAAACUAACAUAUGCCUUUCCCUUUUUUAUCUUCUCCCUACUUUUGCUGCGCUUAUCUUGCCCAUUUUUGCAUAAUGUACGAUUUCGUCGAUGGCGGUACCUGUCUUUUACGGAUCUGGAUGGGUGGGGGUUAUGUCAUAUAAUACAAUUCACUUUUGAUGUUACUUUCUUGUCUUCGUAUUCGUUCAUCCUCGUUUCAUUACGUUUUUGAUGUAUCACCAUAAUUUCAUUUUCGGCUUGUAAUUAUGCACCUGUAUGUGUAUCGUUAAUUCGGGUCACUGUGGUAUUAUACAUCUGUUCAUCAUCUGCUAUGUGUUCAUCUUCCCUUCUCAAACCUUCAUCUUCUUUCACUAUAUAUCAUAUGGUAAAUUAUACUGUUCAAUGAAACUAUCACAACAAACCGAUUAAUAAAAAUGAAUGUAUUAUCACUUCUGCUGUCAUUCUUCUAUUAUUUUGAAUUGAAAAAUUCUGAAUGUUAAAACUUGUGUUGUCCCGUAAUUUUGUUUUUUGUUGACACAUGGUAUCUAUAUAACAUAAACACUGAUUGUGUUUUCUUGUAAAAACCGAUUGAUAUGGUAAUGUUUUGGAUGAUAAUCUGUCUGUUGGUGUUGUAUAUCUACACGAAUAUUAUAUAUAUCCAUUUCUAAAUAUAAACGGUCUAUUUUUGUGGGUUGUUGGUUGGAUCCGCUUUUUGAUGAUAAUAGUAUGGAAAACGGAAUAACUUAUUAAAAUCAAUAGGAAAAGCAUCAUUAUUACCUGUUCUAAGUAGUUCUGGUGUUAGUAAUAGUAUUGUCAAUAAUAUUGUUACUAAAGUGGGCACUAUUUUGCCAACAUUACAAACAAAUAGUGAACCGACCAUUUCUUCGUCAUCACAUAUCGUUUCAUCUUCAUCUGCUUAUUUAUUAACUUCCUCUCCUUCAACGGUUGUUUCAUCAACAGAUAUAUCAUCUGAGCAUGUUAGUACGCAACAGUUUCAUAUUAAUUUAUUCCAAUGGCUUAAACAAACUCAGUUGAAUCCAUCGUCUGCAUCAUUAGUUUAUUUAAGAGAACAGCUCCGACAUAAUUUAUUCUCUCAGCGAUCGCAGGACCACCAACUACAACAAUCACAACAACAUCAUGGAACUGAAUCAACUAUACCACUUCCUACAACAUUAAACUUAAUGACAAAAACAACAUUAACUACUACAUCAAAUAUUGUUCAUCACUUCCCAAGGCAACAACAAACAAAUGUAUUGAAUGUUUUCAGUCAUUCAGAUGAAACUGUACGAACUACUCAACCGUUAGUAGAUAAUGAUUGGUUUGGGUCUAAUGUUGACUUAAUAGAAGUAAAAAAUAAUGAUAAUAACAAUGACAAUUUAACUGCUGCUGAUUUAUCAUUUAUUCAGACUAUAACCUCUGAAUCAUUAUCAACGUCGCCAAAACCACCUCUAGGUCCAAGAUUAUUAAGGCGUAGACUACCAAAACCAAGACCAGAUGAGUUUAUUGUUGUUGAAGAAGGAGAUGAUGACGAAGAAUUAAUCGAGAGCGAUCAAAAUCCCACUUCAACAUAUCAUUUUAACUUAGAUGAGAUCUCCCGCAUUUAUGACUCAUCUAUAUCUGUUAACUGGGAAAAAAUAGACUUUGUAAAAAAUGAACCAUCUCAACCUAUUACUGAAUGUAAUAACUGUUUAAAUGUAACUGAAGAGGAUAAUGAUAGUCAAACAAAGCCUGAAGAAAUGAUUAGUUUGCAAUCGGUAGGAUAUUUUUCACUGUGUAGCAUCUAUGAUGCAUAAGUGUUAUUAUUAUUAUUCUAAUGUUUUCCUCACUUACGUGCAAUGUACAUUCAUUUAGAUCAUUUCCUCUCCCAUUCAUUUUCGUUGUUAGUAUAGUUUGUGUGUUACUAAUAUUUUUUUCAAAUAAAUUGGUUUUAACUAUUAAGAUGCCUGUGAUAUAUUCGUUCUAUCAUUAUUAUUAUUAUUAUCAUUGUCAAUAAAAUCUCAGUCCUGAAUGAGUUAUCAAUGUUUAUAGUACCCAUUGUUUUAUAUUAGUACUACUGUUAGUAGUACCUAUUUGACCUUUUGCUUCACUCUUCAUAUUGUGGUAACAGUAUACAUCAUAGUUUUGUUCCUUGCGUACUUUGUUUAAAUAGCUUUCAAUGUUGUAAUAUGAACAAAAAUAUCGGUAUUGUCUUUUACCAUUAUCGCAAUAUGGAAUUAUUCUCUUAUUAUUUUUUUAUAUUUUUUACUCCUGUAGGAACUUGAUCAAUUAGCCGCACAAUUGACUAAUUUAGGCGCUGUUUCACCUAGCCCUCAUCGACAAAAUAAUCGAAAUCAGUUGAAUGGUAAAUCCGACACAAAAUCAAAUGAUAAACAACCAUCAUCAUCACAACAACAACAACACUACCAGCAACAAAAAUCUUAUGAAAAUAAUAAUGUAAAAUCAUCAACAUCUAAUGAAUUAGUUACAUCAAUGGAAUCAGUAUGUGCGGUUGAAAAACUGAAUCGAUCUAGUUCACUUUCUUCAACAUCAUCAUCAUCUUCUUCGUCAUCUACCACUAAUUCUUCUUCUAUAUCAUCUGAAUUUCACGGUAAUGAGGGUUCACCAGUACAUGUGGAAAAUAAACAUUCAACAAGCAACUCAUCUACAAUGAGUAGAUCUCAUUCUGUUGGUUCAAAUCAUGAAUAUCACACGUCAAGCACUUGUUCUUCAUCCUCUGCUUCUACUAUUUCUUCAUGUGAUUCUAAUCAACGUAAAAAUCAUGAAAAUGCGUGUCGAGUUAUACUGAAUGGAAAACGACAUUCAGAAAUAGAUCCUCGUCGACUUACUGUUGUUGAGAAUGUUCGUGUGUUGAAUAACAAUAACAACCAAAUGAACCAUAAUACUAAUGUUGAUUCUAAUGAGCUUGAUGACUUAGAUAGAAUACAAAGAGAUCCAGUACAAUUCAUCGCUUCUAAUGAUGACCAGAUUGACGACUUUAACUAUGGAGCUUACAACAUACAGAAUGAUGAGGAGGAUGACGAGGACACUGGAGGCGGAGGAGAGGAAGAGGAGGAUGAAGAUGAAGGUGAUGUCAUCGUUGUUGAAGAAGAAGAAGAGAAUGGUGCUGAUCUAGAAGAGGCUGAACAGUUAAGGGCUACUUUAUCUAUUGUUCGUACACGUCAAAGAUCAUCAUGUGAUGAAUCGAUAAGAAAUGUUGAUGGUGAUGUUGGUAGUGCUGUCACAAAUGAAUCCUCAUGCUAUGUAGACGAUGGAACGUUGUCCAAUGCAGCAGUGAGAUGGCAUAAAGAGGGGACCUUUGACAAUGUGGUGCACUCAAUAAAUCUUAUGCCUAAUUCACCAAUUAUUCAGCCUCCACCGCUUCCUCCACGCUCUAAACGUCAUUCUUUUUACUUAGAAUCUCACUUUCCUAAACCUGUACACCGAACUGUUGUGGUUUCACCGCCAUGUCAUAUUUUAUUAGAGUUAGGUUCAUCCAAUCAGUCAAGACGUUAUUCUGCACCAGGUCUUUCAAUUUUAAAGUAAGUUAUUUUUGCCAUUAGUUUUUGGUUUGUUUUAGUUAAAUGCGCCUAUGUUCUGCAUUCCUUGAAUUAUUUCCCCUACUAUCAUCACCAUCACUACCAAAAUUAACAAAGUCAACAACAAUUAAAAUGUCUUUUUUAAAGCUUUAAAGUUUCAUAUUUUGAAGUGUUAUUUACCCCAUAAUAUAUGCAUUUGUUUGGUUCAAACUAUGUGUGCGUGUGUGUGUGUGUGUAUAUAUGUACUCAUACAGUAAACGAACACCACACAAGCUAAGAGAUUGUUUUUUCAUCAAUAUUGUGUGAUUACAAUUAUUGCUAACCAUUAUAUUGAAUUAUUAACAAGUAGUUUUGCUCAUUUGAUCACUAUAAUUCUAGUAUUUGUGUGUAAGUUUUUUUUAAAAUGACUAGCGUACUAUUUAUGUAUUCAGUGUUCCAGUAAUCGUUAGUUAUUUUGAAAUAAUUUGUAUUGCAUUAAUUUUUUGUGAAUCAUUCACCCCUAAAUGUUUUGUUUAGUUUGAGGGUUUGAUUUCUCGGUUCCCAGUCAUUCGGUUGACGAUUUGAAAACGACAUUGUUUAGUUUUUGUUUAGGAAACCUAAUAAUCUAUCAGUGAUGUAACAAUAAAUAUGGCUGUCUUAUACAUAAACUUGUAUUUAGUUAGUGAAUUUCACAAUUUUUAUCGGCGGUAGAUCGACUAUAAACCGAUGCUAUUGAGAAAGCACUUGUUUAUUGAUGGUGAUGUUCGAUAGUAUUUUAACCAAAAUUGCAAAAUUGUGACCGUUGGGACACAAUUACUGUUACACAGUCUAGUUGUAACCACAUGUGAUUUUUUAGCUUCAAAUUUGAAUUAAUCUGUUAGUUUUUACUAAGAAGGCGGAUAUUUAAACUAAAUUGAUCCCUUCUUUAUCAUUUAUUUAUUGCUAUUCUAUUAGUAAGUUAACUUUAAAAAAUAACAGAAUAUUUGACCAUAAUAAACUUGUUAUUCUUUCUAUAUAAUAAACAAUCAAUAAGAUUUAGCCAUCGAAUGAUCAUGAAUUUAUUCAUUCGCAGUUUAGAAUUAGGUAGGUUAAUAGUUAAAUAUUCAUCACUACAUAGUAUCUUUUUUAGUGAUAAUAGUCUGUUCUAUAAGUUGAACAGUUUUCUUAUGAUCAUUCUGUACUGUCAUGUUAACCAACUAAUAUAACAGAUAGUUUAAGAUAUUCUCUCUCUCAAGUAUACUACGAUAUGUUAGUAUGAUUAUAAGACUAGACAUGUUAUAUCAGAUCCGGAUUCACGACCUAGAGUAUAGGCUAAACAGUACAUUAUUCCACUUAAUUACGAGCAGUCAUUUCCAGUGAGUUCGGAGUACAAAUCAAUGACAAGAGUGGAGAUCGCAAAUUUAAUAGUCAGUAGGCUGUUUUUCCAUGCUCAGUGACCAGUCAUAUCUUACUCCCACUACCAAAUAUCACCAACUAAAUUUUGUGACGUUGUUUGGAAUGGACAGUAUCCUAAUGGUAGAACUACGUUACUUUGAACUACUGAAUUGAAGGUUCAAAUUCCAACCGACCUAUUUCUAUCCAGAUAGACGGCUUAUCUAACUAACUUGAGUAAAACAAUAUAGGGGUAUAAUAAGACAUUUGUAAUUGACCCAUUCACCUGCGAGAAUAUAAUAACACAAAAAGGAUCCUAUUACGUUACAUAUUAAUUUAAUCAAUUCUAUAACUUUGUUUAUAAUGUCCGAUCUUGUCGAUUAUAUCAAUGGAGAAACGGAAUUUCUAACUUUUAGUACAGUUAGUUUGUUUUUCAUAAUGAUAGAAGAACUGUUAUACAUUGUUGACACUCAUGCACACAGUGAUCUAAACCAAUUUUUAAGGAUUUCUUCCGUUCAUAUAAACUUGUUUUACUGCCCAAAUGUUCGUAUUAUAAGGUAUUAGAAAUAAAUCCCAGACUAGUCAAGCAUAGAUACAGACUCAACAUUAGGGAAAAAUGAAUUCAUUGUUUAUUUCUUUCAUACACAUUUAAAGUAUCUUAUUAUUCUGCACUUGUUUUCUUCAUCUAUCUCUUCUCUGCGUAAAUGUUUAUUUUUCUAAGAGACGUGUUAACUUACAUCAGCGCAUUUCUCAGUUAAUUUCUAGUUUUUCUUAUAUAUUUGGGACAGAAUUCUAUUGUGUUUUUUUUAGCUAACAGUAGCUCAUUAUAAGGUCAGUAAUUUUAUUAUUGUCAUCUGCAUAUAUAUAACUAAAGAAUAUUUUUGCUGGUAAUGAUCAGAAUUAUUCAACGUUAGAUAAGUUUUAAUAGGUUUUUUUCAACCUAAUUCAAUCAAUAACCAACUCAUUAUAGUUACUAGUUGUGAAUUGUUCCAUUUUGUUUUAUUACGAGGGUUCAGUUUGAUUAAUGUUAGUGCUUAGUUUUGUCUUACAUAGAGUACCGAUAGUUCAAUUUAGUGGCUUGAUAAGGUGUCUGAUUCUAUUUUACUAACUUUGAUAUAACUGACUAAACUGAUCAGUUGGUAGUUAAUGAAAUUAAAAUGGAUUUCUUCCUAAUUGUCUAAUCUAACUUACACCAAUUUUCUCGACGGUUUUAUUUCUUCCUUGAUUUUCCCUUCAUGGUUUACUACACAGUCAUUCGUUUUACAUUAUGUUUAUUAUUUUAUACUACCGUUUUCAGUGAUGACUUAUAAUGAAAAAUAGAAUUCGUUUUUCAUCUCACCCCUCAGUUAGCUGCUUUUGAAUGGUAUUAUGUUAUGAUAGAGCAACUUGUACCGCUUUUCAGUUAGAAUCACUAAACCCUUGAGCUGUUAAAUUCCAGAAGUACACCAAUCAGCUUCCUAUUAGUACUGAAACAUCUCAAUCUUCCCUUAAACAUUUAAUUUAAUAUUGUGUCGUUCAUUUUUUCUGAAUUUAUCUGUAGUUUAAAUUGGUUGUAUCGUUUGGAAGUAUUUCUUACGGGGAACAUUCUUUCAUAUUACAUGUGUCGUUAACAUUGAUAUUUCACUGGAUUGGUGAUCAGUGAAAGAUCUCAACAAGCUUUCAUCUAUUGCCUGCACAAAUGCAUAGAUUGUAUGAGGUCGUUAAAGAUAAUGCGUAACUAUUCACAUUCAAAUUGAUGCAAAAUGAGUUGUGUUUUUUUUUUUCAUUAACUUGUUACCCGAUAAAUUAAUUGAUUGAGUAGAUCAGUGAAUUCAACCGUAUUUUUCUUGUAUGAUUACUUUAUAUACUAAUAUUUAAUCUGAAUGCUCUUUGUAUUUUGUCUUAUCCACCACAAAUUUUCAUGGGUUUGCCACUUCAUCUAUAUGUGAAUACAACAGACCAUCAGAUGAAUUUGCCAAAGAAACUUUAUGCAGUUUAGCAUCGAUUAUUGAGUCUACAUCUGGGACAAUUGACCAAUCUGGAUCUAAUGUUAAUCCAUCAACUGGGAAUAAUAAUGUUAAAUACACUGUUUCAAAUGGUUAUCCAAACACAACUGAUCUGUCUUCAUGUACAGAUAAGGUGAAAGUUACAAGUUCAUCUCAAAAUGUUUCACAUAUUGGUGUCCCGCAUACAUCGUCAUCAAAAUUAAUUACAAAUGAAAAAGAAGGAUGUACAAAAAUACAAGAAACUCGAUCACCGUCACCACCACCACAUUCUACAGAUGCUACUUCUGCUGUUCUAGGCGGUCCGUAUAACAAGCCAUCAUAUCAACCAACUGAUAUAUGUACAAAUAUACCGACCAACCAACAUUCAUUAGGACAAUCCAACUUAGCUCAGAAAACGAGUCCACAAAUCUCUCCUCAGUCUGUAGUGAUUACAGACUCAAAUCAAGCACUUCCUAGUUCAGUUUGGUCAGUUCAAACAAACAAUAAUCUUGGUUCUCGAGUUUCAGAGCCAAGUCCACGUGGAGGUCAAAAAUCGAAAACCCAGGUGAUUAAACUUGACCUCUUUUUCUUACUUGAAUGCAUUAGAGUUGAUAUAUUAAAAAAAAACUUUUUCUACUUACCUUGUUAUCGUUUGUCCUUUUAUGACCUUCAGUUAUUAUUCGUUCUUUAUUUAUUGUAUCAAUAGACUAUAAACUUAUUUAAGGCUAAAUAUUUUAGAGCUCUAAGGAGAUUUUUAAUUUGUACUAAGUUGUUAACUAAUUUUAGUGUUAUAUAUCUCGAACUUUGUUAAACAGUUGCUGACACGUCUGACCAUUUUAUCAAAAACCAAUGUCAAUAAAUAAAGUGUAUUAACACAUACAAAAUGGGACUUAUAAAGUUAGCCAUUUAUACAUAGUGAAUACAGCUGUCUGUUUCUUUUCAUUAGCCCAGAUUGUCUAGAUACAUUACUUAAUUAUUGUAUUUCAGGACGAUUUUCGUCACAAAUAUACAUAGGUUAGUUAGUCACAAAGAUUUAGUAGUUGCCAUAAUUGUAUUUUGUCAUAUAUACUCAUCUUCAAAUUUCAACUGAUCAGUGUUUGAAUUGCAAAAUCUAGUAAUUUAGUGGAUGGUAUAGUAUCUUUCAAGAUGUUUAUUCUGACACAUGCAUAUAUUUAUUUGUUGAUCUGUAGAAAACACGACUCAUUAUUAUCAAUUCACGUGCAGUGAUUUAUCAUGGUAGCUGCUUUCAAAAAAAGACAUUCGAAAUUCACGUAGACUGAUUCCUUAAAAAAAAAUUGAACAGUGUUACUAUCAUCAACUAGUACGUAUUAUAGAAUUCAUUGCUAGUAAUAAUAUUUUUAAAAAUACCAAUAUAACUAAAUAACUAAAGAUAUCACAUGCUCUCGUGCUGACGACUUGAACCGAACGAAUAAUGAGUUGUACAUCAUAUGGA